Molecule: messenger RNA, 2489 nt
Organism: Cicer arietinum (chickpea)
Lineage: Eukaryota; Viridiplantae; Streptophyta; Magnoliopsida; Fabales; Fabaceae
Product: arginyl-tRNA--protein transferase 2-like
Biological process (GO): protein arginylation
Cellular component (GO): cytoplasm
Molecular function (GO): arginyl-tRNA--protein transferase activity
Source: RefSeq, a predicted model, not a curated record
UUUGUUGCAAGUUGACGGGUUCUUUGCCAAACUCCUCAAAAAUUAUUCAACCAAAAAAACUAAAUUUUCAACCAAAAAAUAAAAAUAAAAAUAAACAAUGAAUCGAUCAAACAUUGAAGAAGUCUACGAUUCUCUACUACAACCACAAUCGCCGCUGUAGAACAAUUUCUUUUGUAUCGGUUAUCUCAUAUGAACGCCGUCGUUUUACUCCAAAAUAUUAAUCUCUUCUGAACCCGAAGAAGAAGACGAAGAAAUGUCGAGUACGAUGAGGAGCGAGGCUAGCAGUAGCAGCAGCAAAACCCCAAAGGAAAGCGUCGUCGUUGAUUGGGGAAAACGUCGAAGCUCAUGUGGAUACUGUAAAUCCCCCCGUAACAAUAGCAUCUCUCACGGCAUGUGGGCACAUAGCCUUACAGUGGAUGACUAUCAAGCUCUGCUUGAUCGGGGCUGGAGAAGAUCUGGAUGUUUUCUUUAUAAACCAGAGAUGGAAAAAACAUGUUGCCCUUCCUAUACAAUCCGCUUGAAAGCAAGUGACUUUGCUCCCUCUAAGGAACAACUUCGUGUAUCUAAACGAAUACAAAGGUUUUUAGAUGGAACCUUGGAUGUUAAAAGAGUUGAUGCAAUGGACGAACCAAAUACUUCAAAAAAUAUGGAAAACCGUGUCCAUAAUAACCUCUCAUGCUCCAUGUCAGAAGAAUCUCUAUCUGUUAGCAACAAAGAGGUGGAUGAAGUUGAAAAAUGUUUGCGUUACUUAUCAGAUCAGAUUGAUAAUGUAGUACACAUGUUCACUGAGAACGGGGAAUUUCCGUCUGGUAUUCAAUUACCAAAAGCUUCAGUCAGAAUGGUUUCACAAGGGAAAAAGAAGGUAUUAGCCGAUGGAUCUGGAGAUCUCUUAUAUAGUAGCAGUAUAGCUUUUCAAGUUGCUGCAUCUAUAAAUCGAGCACAGUCAAUAAACAAGGAUGAUAAUGAUUCCAAACCAUCGAUCGAUAGUGAGAAGGAGAAUGUAUCUUCUCCUAAAAUUAUUGCAGAAAAGUUGGUAGCAUAUUUAGAUUCAACAGGAAACAUUUCUGGUUUGUCUAUCAGGGCUUCCAAUGGACAUGUAAAUUUUUAUGCAUCUAGUAAGCAAGUUUCCCAAAAUGGAACUGUUCAAAAUGCAGCAAUUCCCAAAAAGUCUGGAAUGAAGCGUGAUAUUGGAGGAAAUUGUUUGAUUAGUCCACAACAUUGUCAGGUAAAAAAGCGUAAGCUUGAGAUCCGUUUGAACAGAUCCAGUUUUAAUCCAGAAGAAUAUGCUUUAUAUAGAAAAUAUCAGAGCAAAGUACAUAAUGAUAAACCACAAAAUUUCACAGAGAGCUCAUAUCGCAGGUUUUUGGUUGAUACUCCAUUAUUAUACGUUUCACACACCGGUGAUAGCACAGUCCCUCCAUGUGGUUUUGGCUCUUUCCAUCAACAAUAUUUAGUGGAUGGCCAGUUAGUGGCAGUUGGGGUUAUAGAUAUCCUUCCUAACUGUUUAUCAAGCAAAUAUUUGUUCUGGGAUCCAGACUUUGCCUUUCUAUCACUAGGCAAGUACUCUGCACUUCAAGAAAUUGGUUGGGUGAAAGAUAACCAGGUUUAUUGUCCUAGUCUCCAGUACUAUUAUCUUGGCUACUAUAUUCACUCUUGCAACAAGAUGAGAUACAAAGCUGCAUAUCGCCCUUCAGAGCUGUUAUGUCCUCUUCGUUAUCAGUGGGUUUCAUUUGACAUUGCAAGGCCUUUGCUUGACAGAAAGCGCUAUGUUGUCUUAUCAGAUGCUUCCACUUUACAAAAUGGAGAGUCAUCCCCACUUCAAGUUACUGAAGAUCAAGAUGCAACGUUAAGCCAGCUUGAUGACAGUGGUCAAGAAGAUGCAAAUGAUGUUCCAAUGCAUGAAGAUGAAGAAUUGGUUGAGUCUGAAUCAGAAAGCUCUGACGAUGAACCUGACCCACAACCUACUUCAUAUGGUGAACCAGAAAAUGGCGAUAUCAGCAAAGUUUUGCUAGGAAUAGAGGGAUCUCGCGUGAGAUACAAGGAUCUGCGAAGUGUGUUGGGUCCUGAGCAGCGGAGAUACUUGGAGCCACAGUUGCAGAAAUACAGGAGGGUUGUGAGUCCAGUGUUAUCUGAGCAAAUGGUCUAUUCUCUCGGUUAAUUUAUAUCUUGAAACUUGAAUCUAAUAACAUGCUACUGCUAUGCUCCCCAGAAAAUAAGACCGUGUGGUUUGCUGUUGGAGCUGAAUUUGAUCCUCGAUUGUCUCUGGAAUAACAUUUGCUGUUACAAUUAUGUGAAGUCUUCAAGUUUUUUGUUAAUGGUUUGUUUUAUUUAACAUGUCUGAUUUGUUCAUCAAAUUUCUUGCGCAAUUGCAUAUAUGGAAUUUAAUUUAAUGUGUGUAUCUCUUUGCCAACCUUAUUUGCUGAAUGUGGAAGGAUCUUAGAGUCCUUAGUUGAAGCACUAAUAUGGAAAUUUCUGCUAGUUUCAAGUUC